AGUGAAAACAUUGCAAUGACUGCUCCCUUAAUAAUAUCCUCAGCCGAUAAAUAUCGUGAGACGUAUACUCCUAAAGCUAAGAAUAAACCCCGAAAUUGAGGGAGUGAGUAGUAUCGAGCCGCGCAAUUGUGUGGAUCAUCGGUUCCUUAAUCAAAUGAGAGAGCAUCCUUAAUCAAAUGAGAGAGCAUCAAACGAGAACGACGUUUACCGGCCACUAAACGACGUUUCAGUGCACUGCAUUUCCUGUAAUGCACGGACUUCGACCGUGACCAAUCCGUGUUGCCAACGUGUGCCUGGUAGGCUGUUGUCAGAGUACCUUUGUAAGCGCCCACCAAUACCAGAGGAGGCCUCUCGCACCGGGCAUUCCUCGUCGGCCAGCCGGUCGGUUGGUCGUGUCUUACCGGUGACGAGUCUUACUGAAUCAUUUCCUGAGUACUUGGGUUUCGAUUGUUUCGAACCAUCGGAACGACUUGGACGAUGAAUGUUGCCAAUGGGUAGGUAGAAUGUUCCAUCACUUUCGGUCCAUGAUUCGAUUGGUUUCCAGCACUCCCAUCAGCAUCGGAUGCCCAUCUUGACUCGACUCUGCUGCGUCCGCCCUUCACACGAGUCAGUCAAUGCAUUAUCAUUAGUACCACGCUCAAUGGCAGGUGGGCCCUCUCCAAAUUUUGACAAAGUCAACGGUCCAGUCAACCCAAGGCCGCUUGCUAAUAAGUUGCUAGCUUAGCCUCCAAACCCAUUUUUUCGAAGAACCUUAGCCGCCCAAGGCCCAACCUCACUAGCUAGUAAGUAACAAGCUUCGUCGCCGAUGGUGCUCACCUCGAUCUCCACUCCAGCGCGAGGAAGACGAGUACAUCAGGGCUUCAGAAUGGUCGUCGCGGCCAGCUCCGCCCAACAUCUUCCCGUGCUGCUGCUCCUCGCGGUCUGCUGCUGCUGCUAUUCCUCGGCCGACGACGACGUCGACUUCAUCUACCAAGGCUUCCAGCACGCGUCGCCGGGCGCGGACCUGACCCUGGACGGCUCCGCCUCGGUGCUGCGCGGCGGCGCGCUCCGGCUCACCAACGACAGCAACCGCCUCGUCGGCCACGCGUUCCGCAGCUCCCCCGUGCGCUUCGGCGGCGGCGGCGGGAGGCAGCUCGCGUCGUUCAGCACAGCCUUCGUCCUCGACAUCGUGACCGUCGGGAGCGGCGGCGGCCACGGCCUGGCCUUCGUGGUGGCCCCCUCCACAGCGCUCCCCGGGGCAUCCCCCGAGAUCUACCUCGGCGUGCUCGGCCCGGCCACCAACGGCAGGGCCACCAACCACGUCCUCGCCGUGGAGUUCGACACCGUGCUGGACCUCGAGAUGGACGACAUCAACGGCAACCACGUCGGCAUCGACGUCAACAGCCUCUUCUCCAACGUGUCGGAGCCGGUCGCCUACUACGCCGGCGACGGCGAGGGCACCACCAAGGUGCCUGUGACGCUGGAGAGCGCGCAGCCUAUCCAGGCGUGGAUCGACUACGACGGCCGCACCGGCGUCCUCAACGUCACCGUGGCGCCGGUGUCCGUGGCGGACCGGCCUCGCCGACCGCUGAUUUCCACGAAGCUCGACCUGCGCCCGGUCUUCAAGGAGGACAUGUACGUCGGCUUCUCGGCGUCCACCGGGAAGCUGGCGAGCUCGCACUACAUCCUGGCGUGGAGCUUCCGGACCAACGGGCCCGCGCAGCCCAUCAAUCUCCGGCGGCUGCCCAAGGUUCCGAGGCCGAGCACGGCGCCCUCCAAGCUCAUCAUCAUCAAGUUCGCCGCCGUGGCUUGCGCGGGGACGCUCGCUCUGAUCGCGGCUGCCAUGGCCGUGGUGCGCUGGCUCCGGAAGAAGGCAGCGCUCGCCGACAAACUGGAGGACUGGGAGCUGGAGCACCCUCACAGGUUCCCCUACAAGGAGCUCUACAGGGCGACCAAAGGGUUCAGGCAAAGCGAGCUUCUCGGCGCGGGCGGGUUCGGCCAAGUGUACAAGGGAGUGCUCCGGCGGCACUCCGGCGAGGAGGUGGCGAUCAAGCGGAUCUCCGCCGGCACGAAGCAAGGGAUGAAGGAGUUCGUCGCCGAGGUCGCGAGCCUCGGGCGCAUGCGCCACCGCAACCUGGUCGAGCUGCGCGGGUGGUGCAAGCACAGCGACGACCUGCUCCUCGUCUACGAGUUCAUGCCCAACGGCAGCCUCGACGCGCACCUGUUCGGCGCGGGGGGCCGGAAGGCGCCGCCGCUGACGUGGGCGCAGCGGUUCGCCGUCCUCGGCGGCGUCGCCCGCGGCCUGCUGUACCUGCACGAGGAGUGGGAGCACGUGGUGGUGCACCGCGACGUGAAGGCCAACAACGUGCUCCUCGGCGCUGACAUGGCUGCGCGGCUCGGCGACUUCGGCCUCGCGCGGCUCUACGAGCACGGCGCGGACCCGGCGACGACGCGCGUGGCGGGGACGCUCGGGUACAUGGCGCCCGAGCUGACGUUCACCAGCCGCGCCACGACGGCCACCGACGUGUUCUCCUUCGGCGCGCUGCUGCUGGAGGUCGCGUGCGGGCGCCGGCCGGUGGUGCCGCCGCCGGCGGGCGGGGACGCGGACGUGGUCCUGGUGCGGUGGGUCCGCGACUGCGGGCUCGGCGGCGACCUGCUGCGAGCCGUGGACCCGCGGCUGGAGGGGCGCUACGACGAGGCGGAGGCGAGGCUGGUGCUGUGGCUCGGCCUGAUGUGCAGCCAGGCUCGGCCGGAGGCGAGGCCCACCAUGAGGCAGGUGUGCCGGUACCUGAGCGGCGAGGAGGCGAUCCGGGAGGACGCGGAGCUCGUCUUCUCCGGCGCCGACUCGCUCGAGUUCAUCGGGUCGUCGGUAUCCAUAACGUGGUCCUCCUCCGGCGGGACCAUGUCCGCCGGCUCGCUGCACGGCGGCCGGUGAAGUACUCCUUCCUGUAAAGAAAGCUGCAAAGGCGCGCACAUAUAUCGACUGCCAUUGUACUAUUAUUUGUUUCUAUGAUCGAUGUAGAGAUAGACACGUGUAACAGUAGUUGUGUGCUGCUGUGAAGAAUACUUACGCUAUCUCCAACGGUAUCCUCUAAACUGUUCUGUAUCCUA
Molecule: messenger RNA, 3090 nt
Organism: Panicum hallii
Lineage: Eukaryota; Viridiplantae; Streptophyta; Magnoliopsida; Poales; Poaceae
Product: L-type lectin-domain containing receptor kinase IV.1-like
Exons: 1
Coding region: 806-2914 (702 amino acids)
Biological process (GO): protein phosphorylation
Cellular component (GO): plasma membrane
Molecular function (GO): protein kinase activity; ATP binding; carbohydrate binding
Source: RefSeq, a predicted model, not a curated record